AUGGGGGCCACAGGGAGCGGGGGCCGAGGACUACAGGCGGCGGCGGGUGGGGAGAUGGGGGGCCACAAGCAGCGGGGGCCGAGGACUACAGGCGGCGGCGGGUGGGGAGAUGGGGGGCCACAAGCAGCGGGGGCCAUCGGAGAAUGCAGGGGGCCGGGGACCGGAGGCGCAGGGGCCAAGGUGUCGGAAAAGACUUGCGGUGGCCGACAGGGGGUGCGGGGCCCAAGGUCCUCCAGGGCCGUGUGGUGGCAGGGGGCCCCACGAGGAGGCCAGGGAGCAGCGCUCUGGUGGCUCAGUGGUGUCUCCCCUAUAGCUAGGUGGCGGCGACCGGAGGUGAGCAGAGGCCGUGGUGCAGGGAGGUUUCUGGCGGGGGCCAGGGAGGAGGCCGGGUACUGGAGGCGCGGGGGCCGAGGUGCUGGAAAAGACCUGCGGUGGCCAGCAUGGGGUGCGGGGCCCGAUGUCCUGCAGGGCCGUGUGGUGGCAGGGGGCCCUGUGUACUGUGGGGUUGUGGUUUUCAGGCCUUUUGAGCAUGAUGGUGAGGGAGCAGCGCUCUGGUGGCUCGGCGGUGUCUCCCCUAUAGCUGGGCGACGACGAUCGGAGGUGAGCGGAGGCCGGGGUGCAGGGAGGUUUCUGGCGGGGGCCAGGGAGGAGGCCGGGGACUGUAGGCGACGGUGGGCCGGUCGAGUGGUAGCCGGGGAGCUGGGGGCCGCAGGGAACAGGGGCCGGGGGCUGCAGGCGGCGGUGGGCAGGGAGAUGGGGGGGGGGGGGGGGGCGGGGAUUGGAGGCGCAGGGGCCGAGUUGCUGGAAAAGACUUGCGGUGGCCGGCAUGGGGUGCGGGGCGCAAGGAAGCCAGGGAGCAGUGUUCUGGUGGCUCGACGAUGUCUCCCCGAUAGCUGGGCGGUGACGACCAGAGGUGAGCGGAGGCCGGGGUGCAGGGAGGUUUCUGACGGGGGCCAGGGAGGAGGCCGGGGACUGCAGGCGAUGGUGGGCCAGUCGAGCAGCGGCCGGGGAGUAGCGGGCGGGGAGAUGGGGGGCCGCAGGCGACGGGGACCGCUGGAGAAUGUAGGGGGCCGGGGACUGGAGGCUCAGAGGCCGAGGUGCUGGAAAAGACCUGCGGUGGCCGGCAUGGGGUGCGGGGCCCGAGGUCCUGCAGGGCCGUGUGGUGGCAGGGGGCCCUGUCCGGAGGUGAGUGGAGGCCGAGGUGCAAGGAGGUUUCCGAUGGGGGCCAGGGAGGAGGCUGGGGGUUGCAGGCGGCGGUGCGCCGGUCAAGCGGCGGGCGGGGAGCUGGGGGCUGCAGGGAGUGGGGGCCGGGGGCUGCAGGUGGCGGUGGGCAGGGAGAUGGGGGGUCGUCGAAGAAUGCAGGGGGCCGAGGACCGGAGGCGCGGGGGCCGAGGUGCCAGAAAAGACCUGCGAUGGCCAGCAGGGGGUGCGGGGCCUGAGGUCUUGCAGGGCCGUGUGGUGGCAGGGGGCCCCACAGUACCUUGCGGCCGUAUAGCCUAA
Messenger RNA from Cryptomeria japonica (Japanese cedar), 1500 nucleotides. RefSeq lists its product as uncharacterized. The transcript has 6 exons. The record is from RefSeq and is a predicted model, not a curated record. Bases 1 to 1500 code for a protein of 499 amino acids. NCBI's taxonomy places the organism in Eukaryota, Viridiplantae, Streptophyta, Pinopsida, Cupressales, Cupressaceae.